Molecule: messenger RNA, 1071 nt
Organism: Mandrillus leucophaeus (drill)
Lineage: Eukaryota; Metazoa; Chordata; Mammalia; Primates; Cercopithecidae
Gene: HDGFL1
Product: hepatoma derived growth factor-like 1
Exons: 1
Coding region: 132-887 (251 amino acids)
Biological process (GO): regulation of transcription by RNA polymerase II
Cellular component (GO): nucleus
Molecular function (GO): double-stranded DNA binding; transcription coregulator activity
Source: RefSeq, a predicted model, not a curated record
CCCAUUAGGUGGCGCCGGGUCCCUCGAGCAGGUCGCUCAACAACUCCCGCCCACCAGCCGCCCUUACUGCGCGCGCGCAGACCCCGGCGUCUACUUCCGGUGUGGCCCAGGCCGGGUCCGCAGAACCAGCUAUGUCGGCCUACGGCAUGCCCAUGUACAAGAGCGGGGACCUGGUGUUUGCCAAGUUAAAGGGCUAUGCCCACUGGCCGGCGCGGAUAGAGCACAUGACCCAGCCCAACCGCUACCAGGUGUUUUUCUUCGGGACCCACGAGACGGCCUUCCUGAGUCCCAAACGCCUGUUCCCGUACAAGGAGUGCAAGGAGAAGUUCGGCAAGCCCAACAAGAGGCGCGGCUUCAGCGAGGGGCUGUGGGAGAUCGAGAACAACCCCACAGUCCAGGCCGCCGACUGCCCAUUAGCCUUGGAGAAGGGCGGCGGAGACGGGCCCUGGCCGGAGCCUGAGGCCGCGGAGGGCGACGCCGACAAGCCGACUCACGCUGAUGGCGGCGGCGACGACGUGAGGAAGCCGCACGACGACAAGCCCGCUGAGGAGGAGAAGGAGGAGAAGGGGCCGCUGAAGAGGAGCGCGGGGGACCCGCCGGAGGACGCCCCCAAACGACCCAAGGAAGCAGCCCCCGACCAAGAGGGGAAGGAGGAGAAGGAGGAGGAGGAGGCGGCGGCGGCGGAGGCGGCGGCGGCGGCCUUCGACGAGGAGAGUCCGCUCCUCGUGGCGGUGGAGAACGGCAGCGCCCCUAGCGAGCCCGGCCUGGCCUGCGAGCCGCCUCAGCCAGAGGAGGAGGAGCUCCGGGAGGAAGAAGUUGCCGACGAGGAGGCCUCCCAGGAGUGGCAUGCCGAGGCACCGGGCGGCGGAGAUGGCGACAGCGUGUAGUUACCAGCGUUUCCAGAAGAGCCCCUGCCCUGUUCCUGCUGCGGCCCGGUCGUUCUUGGGGAAUCUGGCCAUGGCCUGCAAACUGGGACUGCCUUUCCCCGUCCCCAGCCCGUCCUCCUCCAACCUACACUCCCUUGCCCUGCCCGGCCCCUGGAUGGCAGAUCACCUGACUCUCACCUCUGUG